Acanthoscelides obtectus is the source of this 225-nucleotide messenger RNA. The record is from the annotation of a GenBank genome assembly. Lineage: Eukaryota; Metazoa; Arthropoda; Insecta; Coleoptera; Chrysomelidae.
AUGCCAAUAUACUUCCCAGCGAUACUUUGCCUUAUCAAUAGAGGCAGCAUUUCCACUUUUCUGAAGCUCACUCAGAAUAGAAGUUACAACUUUUGGUUCCAAUUUUCUAUUGAUAGCAGAGUUGGCCUAUUUGCGAGAACAACGUGCACAACAGGUCCUCCGUCACUGACAAGUCUAAAUUACCUACAUACAAUGUUUUUGGAUGGCUUUCGUCCGACAUGGUGA